Molecule: messenger RNA, 786 nt
Organism: Parathielavia appendiculata
Lineage: Eukaryota; Fungi; Ascomycota; Sordariomycetes; Sordariales; Chaetomiaceae
Product: S-adenosyl-L-methionine-dependent methyltransferase
Exons: 7
Coding region: 1-786 (261 amino acids)
Molecular function (GO): methyltransferase activity
Source: RefSeq, a predicted model, not a curated record
AUGUCAACACCGUGCGCGCAGCACCACACUGGGGCUUCGGCCUCGAUUCAUAACCAGGAAUAUUUCAAUAAGGAGGCUUCCAACUACGACACCAAGCAUGAGAAGACGUUGAAUAGGCUUCUUGAGGAGAUCCGGGGGAGACUCGACUUUAUUGGGGCGGACUGGGUUGAGGCGGACGACGAAGAUGAUGACGAUCAAGCUGUGAAGAAAGACGAACGGCCUCAGAAGAGCGUCAGGUUGCUGGACUAUGCCUGCGGCACUGGCCUUGUCUCUAGGGCCCUCGCCCCGUACACGACCCAAUGCGUUGGCAUCGAUCUGUCAGAGAACAUGGUGGCCACGUACAACACGCGCGCAGAGAACCAAGGCCUUGCCGCAUCCGAAAUGCACGCUUAUCAAGGCAACCUCUGCGUGCCCGAUGACCCCAACCCGGCCGCCUUUGCGUCGCCGGAGUUUUUCAACUUUGACGUCGCCGCCGUCGGCCUAGGGUUCCACCACUUUGACGACCCGUCGCUGGCGGCCCGCAGGCUGGCAGAGCGGCUCAAUACGGGAGGCGUGCUCAUGAUUGUAGAUUUUAUGCCGCAUGGCACGCCGGAUGCCUCGCACCCCGCUGCACACACCAUCACCCACCACGGUUUUUCGAAGGACCACAUUCGGCGCAUCUUCGAGGAGGCUGGCGUGGGGAGGGACUUUGCGCUCGAGGAGAUGGCGGUGGUAUUCCACAUUGAGAAGGAGAACGGAGCAGUGGUGCGGAGGAACCUUUUCAUUGCUCGUGGCACCAAGGCUUGA